AUGUUGCCCUCAACCAGGAAGGCGCAGGAGUACUUGCGACUGUCCAGGGUGAAGUGUGGCGGCCUGUCUGCUCGCACCACGGAGACCGGCCGCGCAGUCAUGUGCCUCGACCUGGCGGCUUCCUGGAGGGGGUGCCCCUUGGACAGGGCUUAUGUAACUAAACUUUCUGGUCUGAACAACAAGAUGUACCAGAGCUGCCUUAAAUCUUUUGAGUGUUUACUGGGCCUGAACUCCAGUGUCGGAAUAAGAGACCUGGCUGUCCAGUUCAGCUGCAUGGAGGCGGUGGACAUGGCUGCGCAGGUGCUGCAAAGCUACGAGUCCAGUCUUCCACAGACACAGCAAGAGGAUCUCGACUUAUCCAGGCCGCUCUUCACCACCGCCGCACUGCUCACCGCGUGCAAGAUUUUAAAGCUAAAGGUGGAUAAAAGUAAAAUGGUAGCCACAUCUGGUGUGAAAAAAGCCAUAUUUGAUCGACUGUGUAAACAAUUAGAGAAGAUCGGGCAACAGAUAGACCGAGAGCCUCCAGAUUCAGGCACUCCGCCACGGAAGGGAAGGGGGACAGCGCCGGAACCUGCAGGAAAGGAUACAGAGAAAGUAGUAGAGAUCCUGCAUAAACCACAACACGAUGAAGACCUGACCCUGGAUUACGAAGAGUGGAAAAGGAAGAUUCUGGAAAAUGCUGCCAGAGCACAGAAGGCUGGAGCAAAGUGAGCUCAGCACCCAGACGGCCAUGUUCUCCACCCAACCGUGCACCUGCCCCUCGACGGAGGUCGCAUGCGUUGGAGUUCUGUUUCAGCUUUUAUAACAGGGAUCCUAAGACUGUCACCUUAACGGCACCAGCACUGGGGCUGAGUUCUGGGCAGCAGGCUGGCCCCUGGCGGGGGCAGCAAACUCAUCAGAUCAGCCACAGUCCUUGUUGGCAUAGUCUUGGCUGCCCCCCCGAUCUGCACGCCUGCAAAAUGGAUUGGAGCCAUUUUACUCUUUUAAGCAAAAGACAAGUCUCCUCUCCGAGCCUAUAGAAUUCAGGCUGAGUUGUCUUACUGGUUUUAU
Molossus molossus (Pallas's mastiff bat) is the source of this 1050-nucleotide messenger RNA. RefSeq names its product origin recognition complex subunit 6 (gene ORC6). The transcript has 6 exons. Gene Ontology annotation, molecular function: DNA binding. NCBI's taxonomy places the organism in Eukaryota, Metazoa, Chordata, Mammalia, Chiroptera, Molossidae. The coding region runs from base 1 to 711 and encodes 236 amino acids. The record is from RefSeq and is a predicted model, not a curated record. Gene Ontology annotation, cellular component: nuclear origin of replication recognition complex. Gene Ontology annotation, biological process: DNA replication initiation; DNA replication.